Molecule: messenger RNA, 585 nt
Organism: Neltuma alba
Lineage: Eukaryota; Viridiplantae; Streptophyta; Magnoliopsida; Fabales; Fabaceae
Exons: 2
Coding region: 1-585 (194 amino acids)
Source: RefSeq, a predicted model, not a curated record
AUGUCCAAGCUUCCCUCUGUUGAGGCCACCAUAGCCAUAUUUCUUUCCUUCAUGGCGUCCUUCAUGAACCAAUCUUGUUCUGCUCGAACCCUGACAAACAAUAUUCCAAACCAUAACCUCAACCUCAAUCUCAACCAUAGCCAUCUUCAUAAAACUCUGGACCUCUCAUCCAUGGGCUUCUUGUUUCCCACGAAAGCCAACCUCCAGGACCUCGAACUGCGGAAAAUAACGUUAACACAACAGGAAUUACUGCAACAAGCGGAUGGUUCCCUAGACAAGAUUGGGAAAGCAGGAGGAGUGUACGUGGGCAGCUCAGAGGAUCAUGGGAGUAGUUAUACGAUUGCUCUGACCGUGAGUUUUGAAGAGGACGAUGAUGGGUUGAGACUUUUUGGAGAGCAGAGGAAUGAUGUUCUUGGUGGUACUGGCAAGUACGAGGAUGCCAAUGGCUAUGCUUCCAUUAAGGUUGGAGAACGAGUAGGGUUUAGUGAAGACGAAGGAAAAGUCACCAGCACUAAGCUUCUUUCCUUCACAAUGUACCUUUAUUUAAAACUGAAAUUAGUUCAUUUAUAUGUCACCUCACAAUAA